Molecule: messenger RNA, 678 nt
Organism: Mobula hypostoma (lesser devil ray)
Lineage: Eukaryota; Metazoa; Chordata; Chondrichthyes; Myliobatiformes; Myliobatidae
Exons: 5
Coding region: 1-678 (225 amino acids)
Cellular component (GO): cytoplasm
Molecular function (GO): calcium ion binding
Source: RefSeq, a predicted model, not a curated record
AUGCCUUCAAAGAAAAGAAAGAUUGUGAAGAAAGAGAAGAAAUCAGUUACUAGAAAAGAGCCUCAAGGUAUUUCAGGAAGUUACAGAUGUCCUCUUGACUCCAGUAACUCAGCCGAUGUGCCUUGUCCUGUUCCUCUGGGGGAGAAGCUGCUGGCUUUUCUUCAAGAGUGGAAAGAGGAGAGUCAAGAAAUGGUUUGUGGAAGGUUACCUAGCAGAAUCCAGCAGGAAGUAACACCCCAGGACAUCAGAGAUCCCAGGAUGGUGUUCAACAAGUCUGACACAAAUAAAGUGGGGUAUCUUAAUUCAACUGAGGUUCAUGCAGCUCUACAGAUCCUUGGUCUUGGUGUCAACCAGGAGGAACUGAGGAAAAUGCUGAGCAAUUUGGGGCAUUUAAAAGAAAAGAAUGUGAGUUUUCAUGAUUUCUUUCAGAUUGUGAUAGAAUAUCAGGGAGAUGCCAGAGAUGUCUUUGAGGAAAUUAAACAGGGAUUUGAUCUCUGUGAUUGUGACGGUGAUGGGAAGAUCACUUUUGACAAUCUCAAAGAUGCCUGCAAGUCUGCGGGUGUUUACUUCUCAAAUGAAGAUCUACAGGAGAUGAUCGAAGAAGUGGACACUAAAGGUGAUGGGACAGUGAACAUGGAAGAGUUUACUGAACUCAUGCUGAAAACAAAUUUGUUCUGA